Molecule: messenger RNA, 1227 nt
Organism: Rhizophagus irregularis DAOM 181602=DAOM 197198
Lineage: Eukaryota; Fungi; Glomeromycota; Glomeromycetes; Glomerales; Glomeraceae
Molecular function (GO): DNA binding, bending
Source: RefSeq, a predicted model, not a curated record
CAAAUAAUCACGAGAGUGAAAGCAAACCAAAACGAGCAAGAAAAGCCAAAGAUCCGAACGCACCAAAAAGACCCCUUAAUGCGUAUUUGAGGUUUUCUUUAGUGAAAAGGGCAGAAUUGAAGCAACAGAAUCCUGGGAUGGGUCCAAAAGAAAUAACAAUAAUGCUUGGAGAAGCGUGGAGAAAAUUAUCCGAAGAUGAAAAGAAGACUUAUCAUGAUCUUGUAACACAAGCUUUCGUGCAGUGGCAAGAAGAUAUGAAAGCAUAUCAAGCAUCAAUUGGUAUAGAGCGUGUACAAUAUAAUCGUGAGCAAAAUACGGUGCGAGCAAAUGAAAGUGCAGACAUAAAUCCUUCCACGGAAGAAAUAUCAGCUCAAGAUAAUAUACAACUAAUUUCGCAAGGUAAUUUAGAAAUGCAACUAGCCUCCGAUAAUGGAGUAAAUAACUUGCCCGAAAUCAUCACAAGUAACAAUACGGUCGAUGGGUUAUAUCAACUUCCAGCAAACACGACAGAUUCAACUUACGACUUAUAUGACCAACGAGAUUCUAUGGAGGAUUUUUUAGACAUGGCUGAUAAUUCACAAGCAUAUGGAUAUCGUUCAACCAAUACAGAUAUGAAUGGAACUCAUUUAUAUAUGGAUUCACUUCCAUCUACGAUGAUUCCUAUACAAGUGGGCAUAGUUAAUCAAGAUGCGCAUAACUCAUACUAUAUUCAAGAUCUUAUUCCUACACAUCAAGAACGAGAACAAAAUCAGGUUGCCAAACAAGAUCUACUUCUUUGCCAACCAUUUGAUCCAUCUGCGGUUAAUCAAGAAUUAGAAUCAAACGUUCAAGAAAAUCCUAUUAUUCAAAAACAAGAAAGACCUGAUGCAAACAAUAUGUUGCUUUGUCAGCCAUUUGAACCUUCCGAUAAUAAAGUCAUGACGGAUAAUGACAAUGAUGAUUCAUGGUUACAAGACGGAACUCAAUAUCAGAAUCAAAUUGUACAACACACACAACAGGAAUUUUCUGAAUCAAUGAUGUAUUCGCAGGUUCCACAAUAUGAGCAGCAAUUUCAAGAACACGCACCUCAACAAUCAGAAGAAAUUCCACUUCAAGAACUUCAACAUAUUGAAAUGUAUCAGCAGUCGUUGCAUCAUCUAAUUCUAUAAGUGAAAUAAAGCAAACUGUUCGUUUACCUAGCAACAUAUUAACUUAUUGAUUAGUGAAUGCUCUAAUUAUUAAAUGCUU